Cololabis saira (Pacific saury) is the source of this 891-nucleotide messenger RNA. It is a transcript of the gene rerglb, whose product is annotated as RERG/RAS-like b. The transcript has 5 exons. Lineage: Eukaryota; Metazoa; Chordata; Actinopteri; Beloniformes; Belonidae. Bases 77 to 715 code for a protein of 212 amino acids. Gene Ontology annotation, molecular function: GTP binding; GTPase activity. The record is from RefSeq and is a predicted model, not a curated record.
UAGACAUCAGACCGGAGAUGCAGCCGGACCCAGGAGGACCUGGGAGGACGUGCAGGACCCGCAGGACCCAGGAGGCAUGAACGACAUCAAGCUGGCCCUCCUAGGGAGCCAGGGGGCCGGGAAGUCAGCGGUUCUGGUGCGGUUCCUGACCCGGCGGUUCAUUGGAGAGUACGCAUCAGACUCCAACUCGCUGUACAACAAGCGGCUGUCGAUCGACGGGCGGCAGCUGAACCUGGAGGUGUUUGACCCCUGCCCUCAGAGCUCCGAGGCCCGCUGCAUCCUGGAGGAGCCGGUGGACUGGGCCGACGGCUUUGUGGUGGUCUACAACAUCGACGACCGCACCUCGUUCACCAACGCCCAGAACAUCCUGCAGGAGAUCCGGGAGAACCGGGCCGACACCCGCAAAGGGUCCGAGGCAAAACUGGUUCAGGAGGUGGGCGUUCCCGUCUGCCUGGUGGGGAACAAGCGGGACCUGUGCCACGCCCGGCAGGUCCGGGAGGACGAGGCGCGCAGCCUGGCGCAGGAGAACCGCUGCCACUUCCAGGAGGUGUCGGCGGCCGAGGGCUACCAGGACAUCGCCAACCUGUUCACGCUGCUCAUCCGGCAGGUGAUGGAGCACCUGAAGUACCGGGCCGACCGGCGCCGCCACAGCGGCUCCAAGUCCAUGGCCAAACUCAUCAACAACGUGUUCGGCAAGAGGAGGAAGUCUGUGUGACGGCGUGGCGGACCGGUUGGGACUGGAAACAGGCGCCGGUUCGGGAGACGUGACCCGUCACCACAUCGGUGGGCCGGAGCGGCAGGAGACACCGCUGCGUCUCCAGUGACUUUAUACGUGUUCUUUCUUGAUUUUUGCUGCUUUAUUGACUUUUGGCUUUGUUUCUGUCUCAUGUC